This is a messenger RNA of Enhydra lutris kenyoni (northern sea otter), 1292 nucleotides long. It is a transcript of the gene SPOUT1, whose product is annotated as SPOUT domain containing methyltransferase 1. Lineage: Eukaryota; Metazoa; Chordata; Mammalia; Carnivora; Mustelidae. The record is from RefSeq and is a predicted model, not a curated record. The coding region runs from base 24 to 1154 and encodes 376 amino acids. Gene Ontology annotation, molecular function: miRNA binding. Gene Ontology annotation, cellular component: mitotic spindle; kinetochore; spindle pole centrosome. The transcript is spliced from 12 exons. Gene Ontology annotation, biological process: maintenance of centrosome location; miRNA processing.
GUGGCCGACGGUGUGCGACGAACAUGGCGGAGCGCGUGAAGAAGCGGCCCUGCGGCCCGGGUGAACAUGGCCAAAGAGUCGAGUGGCGAAAAUGGAAGCAGCAGAAGAAAGAGGAGAAAAAGAAGUGGAAGGAUCUCAAGCUGAUGAAAAAACUGGAGCGGCAGCGGGCACAGGAGGAGCAGGCAAAGCUCCAGCGGGAAGAAGAGGCAGCUGCACAGAGGGAGGACCAGGGUCGGCCCUACACCCUGAGCGUGGCCCUGCCAGGCUCUAUCCUGGACAAUGCCCAGUCACCAGAGCUUCGCACCUACCUGGCUGGCCAGAUCGCCAGAGCCUGCACCAUCUUCUGUGUGGAUGAGAUUGUAGUGUUCGAUGAAGAAGGCCAGGAUGCCAAGACCGUGGAGGGAGAAUUCAGGGGAGUUGGCAAGAAAGGGCAGGCAUGCGUGCAGCUUGCUCGGAUCCUGCAGUACCUGGAGUGUCCACAGUACCUAAGAAAGGCGUUCUUCCCCAAGCACCAGGAUCUCCAGUUUGCAGGGCUUCUGAACCCCUUGGACAGCCCUCACCACAUGCGUCAGGAUGAGGAGUCCGAGUUCAGAGAAGGCAUCGUGGUGGACCGGCCCACCCGGCCAGGCCAUGGGUCCUUUGUCAACUGUGGCAUGAAGAAGGAGGUGAAGAUUGACAAGAACUUGGAGCCUGGACUUCGAGUGACGGUCCAGCUGAACCAGAAACAGCUCCCAGAAAGCAAGACCUACCGGGGAAAAGUUGUGUCGUCGCAGGACCCUCGCACCAAAGCCGGUCUCUACUGGGGCUACACAGUCCGACUGGCCUCCUGCCUCAGUGCUGUGUUUGCUGAGGCCCCCUUCCAAGACGGGUAUGACCUGACCAUUGGGACAUCGGAGAGAGGCUCGGAUGUGACCUCCGCCCAGCUUCCCAGCUUCAGGCAUGCUCUCGUGGUGUUCGGGGGCCUCCAGGGGCUGGAAGCUGGAGUGGAGGCUGACCCCAACCUAGAGGUGGCUGAACCCAGUGUCCUCUUCGAUCUGUAUGUCAACACCUGUCCUAGCCAGGGCAGCCGCACCAUCCGCACUGAGGAGGCCAUCCUCAUCUCCCUGGCCGCCCUGCAGCCUGGCCUCACCCAGGCGGGUGCCCGGCCCAGCUGAAGGUGCUCUCAGGCAGAAGACAGGCAAAGCAAGCAGGAGGGAAGCCGUAGCUCCUGAGGGUCCCCUGGGACAGACACAACCAGGACUUCUGUCUUCAAAAAUCACCACCUUUAAUGUGGCCCAGCGGCCCCAGUCUGG